AUGUUAUAUUUGUUGGUGUGGUUAUGUGUAAUAUCAGUGUUGGGAACUUCAUCAAGAAUUCGAAUUAAUAAUAAGAGGGACCCUGUGAUUUUUUACGGAGAUGGUCCUGAUUCAAACAUCAUAUAUUAUCAACAAUGUGCACCCAGAGUGACCUGCAAUCGAAAUGCUGUUUACAGGACAGCGGAUGGCACAUGUAAUAACUUGAGGAACCCGUUGUGGGGGUCGUCCGAAACUCCAUACAUAAGACUUGCUGAAGCUGCUUAUGCUGAUGGUAAUUAUGAAGUUCGUAAACAAGUGGAUGGUUCUAAGUUGCCUAGGCCUCGUCAAUUACAGUUACAAUUAUUUUUACGAAAAUCCUUGGAUUACCCAGACUCUAACAAUUAUCAUCUUAUGCAAUUUGGUCAAUGGGCCAAUCAUGAUAUCAGUCUUAUGCCACCCGAUACAACAGGGCCAGAGAGAUGUUGUUCCGUUCCUAUUUAUGAGAUCAACAGUAAUAGCCCAUACCAAUGUCAAUUAGCUAUUGAAAUACCUACGAAUGACAUGAUUCUUAGUCGUUAUGGACAAACAUGUAUGGAAUUUAAACGUGCAAUGACGGCUGCUAAUAAUUUUGAUUGUCCUGUAACUCCUCAAACUCCAAUGAAUCAGGCAACCGCAUUCAUUGAUGCGUCACAAUUGUACGGACACAAACAAGAUACUGCAGAAUCAAUUAGAUCGUUUGAUGGUGGAAAAUUGAAAACAGAUAUCAUAAAUGGACACGAGUUUUGUCCUCGAAAAAAAAGACAAGGGUCAUUAAUAUGUGAUGAUCGGGAGAACGUGAACAUUUGUUUUGAAGCUGGAGAUCCAAGAUUAAAUCAACACUUUGGGCUCACAGCGUAUACGACAAUGUUUACCCGGUUCCAUAAUACUGUGACUGAAAAGUUACAAGAAAUAAAUCCUAAAUGGUCUGAUGAAAAAUUGUAUCAAGAAGCUAGAAAGUUUGUUGGCGCACUAAACCAGAUAAUUGUUUAUCGGGACUAUCUACCCAUUCUACUUGGUAAAUCAUUUACAAAACGCGUUGGCUUAGAUAUUAGUAAGAGUAGAAGAACACAAUACAAUCCUGCAAUUAUGCCACAAUUGACCACGGAAUUUGCAGGGGGGGCUUUCAGAGUGCCACAUAAUACACUGCCUUCGACAUACGAUUACAUAAAUAAAAAUUAUGAAGUAGUGGAUUCAGUUAAAUUUUACCAAUGGAUGUCGAAACCUGAUCCCUUAGUGGUGGGCAAUAAUUUUGACCAAAUAGUCAGAGGCAUGACUACAUCAGCAAGCCGUUUAUUUACACCGUCAUUUAACUUUUUUAUAUCAAAUUUAAUGUUCCACACACAUCUCAGUGGUAAUGAAGAUUUGUUGUCAGUGGAUAUUCAAAGAGGUCGUGAUGUCGGCAUACCACCAUAUACUGUUGUAAGAAAAUUAUGUGGUUUCCCAGAAGUCAAUUCAUUUGAAGAUUUAUUAAACAUUAUACCAAAUUACGACGUCAAAUCACUGAAAGUACAGUACGCUACCGUUUAUGAUAUUGAUCUACUAGUGGGAGCUUUACUCGAACCACCUGUCGAUGGUGGAACGGUUGGUCCAACUGCACAGUGCAUUUUAGCUGAUGUAUUUUACCGUAUUCGAUUCGGUGAUCGUUUCUUUUUUGAUGUCAGAGGUCAACCCGGAAGUUAUUCUCUAGCACAACUGAGAACUUUGAGAAACAUUGACCUAGGUCACGUGUUAUGUGCCACGACUGAAUUGGACGAAGUGCCAAUGGAUAUUUUUAAGACAUCAAGACGUUCACCAAUGAUGAAAUGCAAAAGUAAAUUAUCAAAAUUGGAUUUUAGUGCUUGGAGAGAAUAA
Molecule: messenger RNA, 1869 nt
Organism: Macrosiphum euphorbiae (potato aphid)
Lineage: Eukaryota; Metazoa; Arthropoda; Insecta; Hemiptera; Aphididae
Source: the annotation of a GenBank genome assembly